Penicillium crustosum is the source of this 657-nucleotide messenger RNA. Its product is annotated as xanthine phosphoribosyltransferase. Gene Ontology annotation, molecular function: hypoxanthine phosphoribosyltransferase activity. Gene Ontology annotation, biological process: hypoxanthine metabolic process; XMP salvage; IMP salvage. The coding region runs from base 1 to 657 and encodes 218 amino acids. The transcript has 5 exons. The record is from RefSeq and is a predicted model, not a curated record. Gene Ontology annotation, cellular component: cytoplasm. Lineage: Eukaryota; Fungi; Ascomycota; Eurotiomycetes; Eurotiales; Aspergillaceae.
AUGUCGCAAAAGCAAUAUGCUACUUACAACGAUGUCCACAAUCUCUGCAAGAACUCGGCAGAAGGACCUCUCAAGUCCUUCGACAUCAACCUUAUAAUCGCCAUUGGUGGUGGUGGUUACAUCCCUGCUCGCAUCCUCCGGUCCUUCCUCAAGGCUCCGGGUGGACCUAACAUCCCUAUUCAGGCCAUCGGUCUGUCCCUCUACGAGCGCUUGGGCACAGACAGCGUCGAGGAGGUCCCCGGUACCAAGGUCACCCGCUUGCAAUGGCUCGACAUGAACUCCUCGAUGGCCAACUUGAUUGGCAAGAACGUUCUUAUCGUUGACGAGGUUGAUGAUACCCGCACAACCCUACAAUACGCUGUGAAGGAACUCGAGGACGAUGUUAAGGAAGCCCAGAAGCAGCUCGCUGCUGAUGACGAAAAGAAGAACUUGAAGACUAACUUCUUUGUCUUCGUUCUGCACAACAAGGACAAGCCCAAGAAGGGUGAACUGCCCACAGAUAUGACGGAAAACGACCAGCGUUACCACGCCGCGGUCACCACUGGGGAUGUCUGGAUCUGCUACCCUUGGGAGGCUGAAAACAUCGAGGAGCACGAUACUCUGGCCAAGCAAAGCCCUAUCGUCGAUAUUUCGGGCAAGAACCCUAUCGCCAAAUAA